Messenger RNA from Microplitis demolitor, 2412 nucleotides. It is a transcript of the gene Smyd4-4, whose product is annotated as SET and MYND domain-containing protein 4. Bases 98 to 2359 code for a protein of 753 amino acids. The transcript has 5 exons. Gene Ontology annotation, molecular function: protein binding. NCBI's taxonomy places the organism in Eukaryota, Metazoa, Arthropoda, Insecta, Hymenoptera, Braconidae. The record is from RefSeq and is a predicted model, not a curated record.
AGUAUCGCGAUCGUUCAGUUUAUCCCAAAUCAUUGAAUUAAAUUUUAAAAAACAAAAAUUUCCCGCGUUGUAAAAAUAAUAAAGGCAAUGAAAAAAUAUGGACAAGGUACUAGAAACGUUAAGUAAAAAAUUAACAGAGGAAAAAAAACACAAAGAGUGCAAUGAAAAAUAUUCUGGAUUAAAAACCGACGAGGAACGUAUUAUUUUUACAUUAAAUUUGAUAAAAGACUACGAUAUUCAAUUACCUGUAAAAAGUGACAUAAAAAAUGCAUUUCAGUCUCGUGAGUAUAAUGACAGAGCGACGAAAUUAUUUAUAAAUAAUUCUGUUCAUUGUGAUUUUGAUACAAUUAUUGAAUUAUAUACGAAAAGUAUCGCCUAUGCACCGGGGGCACGUGAAUUGUCUUUGGCGUAUGCCAAUAGAUCGGCGGCAUUAUUUAAAGCUCACUUGUAUGAAGACUGUCUUGAAGAUUGUGAACGUGCUUUGAAGCUCGAUUAUCCAGAUAAAUGGAAAGCUAAAUUGUACGCGCGAAAAGCUCGAUGUUUAAGCUCGAUUGCAAGCUUGGGUAAAAGCUCGGUCGCAAGCUCAUGUCAAAAUACAAUCCCAGGCUCGAGAACAACAAAAUCUACAAGUUCAAUUUUAGAUAACUGCUCGAUCGCAAGCUCAACUGAAAGCUCGGCAGCAAGCUCGUCUAAAAAUUCAAACACCAACCCAAGUACAUUCAUAUCUACGAGUUCAGGUUUUUCAUGCCCGGUUGCAAGCUCUGGGAAGAACUUAGCUGCAAGCUCGGUCGCAAGCUCGACCGGAAAUGAAACCACGACGUCUAAUACUGUGGUACGUGACUGCUCAUUUUCCACUUUGGGCUCGGUCGCAAGCUCUCCUGGAGAUUCAGCUACAAGCUCGGAUGAAAAAAUAGAAGAAACUUUGUGUCAAAUACGUAAAUGGUUACCUAAGAUGGAUAUAAAAGAUUCAGGAGUUAAAUUAGUGAAAAAAACGCUAAACAAUUUGCAACUGAUGGGGCAAAAUGAUGCAGCAUUCAUUAAAUUUGAUGAUGAACGCAAUUUGCCGAGUAUUAUUGCCGAUAAUAAAGAAAUUCGCGGAGCUACAUCGGCAGUUGCCAUAGAAUAUUCUGAUGACUAUGGAAAACAUGUCCGAGCAACUCGUGAUAUUGAUGUCGGUGAAAUUUUGGCCAUCAAUGAAGGCUAUGCUACAGUUUUGAUGUUGAAUAAAAUUUACACACACUGUGCGCAUUGUUUGAAGCAAACUUGGUCUGGUAUUCCGUGUAAUAAUUGCGUGUACGCCAUUUAUUGUAAUGAGCAAUGUCGUCGUGACGCUUGGGAUAGCUAUCACCAGAUCGAGUGUCGCAUUGUGGGUCCUGUGAUAAAUAUGGAGAUGAAUCACAUGGCACUUAUGGCACUCAGAUUAACUGUAUGUGCUUUUAAUGAAGUUGGUGAUUCCCAGUCUCUGAAAGAUCAUCUCGCCCAAAUUGAUUCACUUCCAGAUUUGAGAACCAAUGGAUACACUAAUAAUAUUCUGGAUGACCGGAAAUACGCUAGUGUAUACACGCUAGCGAGAAAUACCCACAAAAGAUCAACUCCCGAUUUAUUUGGGCGGUCACUAAAUGCCAGUUUCAUUGUUUAUUUGCUGGCAAAAGAGAGUACGAUGUUCGGCGAACAAUUCAAAGGCGAUUUUACAGAGUUUAUCAGUUUGCCAUGGGUUAGUUUUAUUGGUGGACUGAUCAUGAGACAUUUGCAAAUUAUUCCCAGCAACGUUCACAGUGUGACUGAAGACAAUUUAGAUCAGCUACCAAUCGACAGAGCGGCUGCACUCAUGCCUUUCUACAGUCUAUUUAAUCACAGCUGCAAUCCAAUGGUAGACAGGCGAUCAUUUGGGAAAAAAAUAGCAUUGAUUGCUAUUAGUCCUAUAAAAAAAGGCCAACAGAUAUUUGAUAAUUACGGGCAGCAUUACGCGAUAACAUCCAAAGCAAAAAGACAACAGAAAUUAUUACAGCAGUACCAUUUUACGUGUUCCUGUCGAGCUUGUGCAGAAAAUUGGCCUUUAUACGGCAAUUACAAAUCCUAUCAGGAACAACAAUUGACAAAAACAAUUAAAAAAGAUAUAUCACGUGCAUUAAACAAAUUGGAUCAAUAUUACACGUUAGCAAGUAGGGGAGAUGUCGAAGAUAAGCCGGAAAUAAUAACAGAUUUGUGUAAAAUGUUGAAUAUACUCUAUAAAUAUGUGGAUUUACCGUGCACUGAAGUGAAUAACGUGAUAGAAAUUUUGAAAAAAGUAUAUUCUUUACGUGGUAAUUGUUUACAAUCGCUAAAUGGUGACACCAUCACAAAGAUUAUUAAUAUCUAAGCUUUCAAUGAAUAAAUGUGUCUUUUAUAUUUGCAUUGUUCUGCAAUGAUCCC